Molecule: messenger RNA, 1544 nt
Organism: Microplitis demolitor
Lineage: Eukaryota; Metazoa; Arthropoda; Insecta; Hymenoptera; Braconidae
Gene: Rab5
Product: ras-related protein Rab-5B
Exons: 6
Coding region: 602-1246 (214 amino acids)
Molecular function (GO): GTP binding; GTPase activity
Source: RefSeq, a predicted model, not a curated record
UCAUUGUCCAUGGAACGUGCUGGUACCACUUGAACCUUGAAAAAAAAAUAAAUAAAUAAUAAAUAAACAACAAAGAAAAAUCAUUUGUCUAAAAAAAAAUCAGUUAUUAUCAAGUGAAAAUUUUAGAAGAAUUAAAGUGAGUUGAUAUCAUCAGCAAAAAGAGUCCGGUUUGUUAAAUAAAAAGGACACUCGAAUAAGCCUCGUACGAAACGGAUCUAGCCUGGAACGGUGGAGUGAGUGAGAAAGAAAAACAAGAAAAUCUGUCAGUAGGAGAGAGACUGCUGGUGACUGGUGAGUGUUUAAUACUAAAGAGAGGCAGAGGAAGAGGGAAUGGUACAGAGUAGUGUAGUGUUGUCGGCCAUGUUACAUUAGCAGGGAUGGGAAGAAGACAAGUAGGCACCAGCACCAGAAGUACACAGUAAUACUACAUAUCUAACAUAUCAGUACUGCCAGUCUGUAUUGUACAUAAGAAUGAUGGUGUCGAGGGUGCGCUGAUUGAAACAACCAGGGAUAUAUCCUAGUGUGAGGAGCAGUGCAGAGACCAGUGCACUGACAAAUAAAACCACCAGCGAUUUAUAUUGAUACUGAUUCGUGUAUUGUCAUGGCUAACCGGGGUACGGUAGCCCAGAGGCCAAAUGGUACUCAAGGCAAAAUUUGUCAGUUUAAAUUGGUGCUGCUUGGAGAAUCUGCUGUUGGAAAAUCAAGUUUGGUAUUGAGGUUUGUCAAAGGACAGUUCCAUGAAUACCAAGAAAGUACGAUAGGAGCUGCAUUUUUAACACAGACAGUAUGUCUGGAUGAUACGACUGUUAAAUUUGAAAUUUGGGAUACGGCGGGCCAAGAACGUUAUCACAGCCUUGCUCCGAUGUAUUAUCGCGGUGCUCAGGCUGCCAUUGUUGUUUAUGACAUACAAAAUCAAGACACAUUCGUACGAGCAACAACUUGGGUGAAAGAACUUCAGCGACAAGCAAGUCCGAGUAUAGUGAUAGCUUUGGCGGGUAAUAAAGCUGACUUAGCGAAUAAACGUAUGGUUGACUUUGAAGAGGCUCAAGCUUAUGCGGAUGAAAACGGUUUAUUGUUCAUGGAAACGUCCGCUAAAACCGCCAUGAAUGUCAAUGAUAUAUUCCUAGCUAUUGCUAAAAAACUCCCAAAGAAUGAGCAAACAGGAAGUGCUGGUACAAGUGGCCAAGGUCGUCGAUUAGUUGAAUCCGAAGGGCAAAAAGCCACGACGAGCAACUGCUGCAAGUGAUUGGCCAAAUCCGUAGGUGUCGCGCGUCUUCAUUUAUCGAUGUUUAUGUACUGUGUACUUGUUAAAGUGACAAGUACAAUGUAUCAAGGGGUACCAAUUGAAUUUGUAAUAAUAAAAAGUGAUCAUCUAAGAUUUAUGAACCACAUGGAGUGUGUUGUUUAAGCAGAAAUAAUGGUAGUUAAUUCUAACUACCAUCAACAAUAAUAAUAAUAAUAUUAAUAAUAAUAAUAAUAAUAAUAAUAAAAUAAUAAUAUUUAAUAAUAAUAAUAAUUAUAAUGAUAAAAAAUUUUUAUUCAAU